UGAGUACAGGCUUUGAAGUUCGUGAAUGUGACAGGUUCGACUCUGUGAAUUCGUCAGGUAGUAGAGUCAUGUAGCUGUUAAGAUAAAAAAUAAAACAGUUAUCAAACAUUUUAAUUGUAGUUUUGUUCUACAAUUGAUGUUUCUUUUUUGUGUCGGUGAUUGUUUUAUUGUCAUACAGUGACAGAGGGGGAUGAACGCGGUUUAAUAGGACAGUGUGGAGCUGCAGUGAACGUCUCUGACUGAAUACGAUUGUAAACGCACCAGAAACGCACGUGGGGCAGAUGCUGGUAGUCACUGACACAGUUUGAGCCAGACUUCGUCGCGAGUUCGUGCGUCGUUACAGGAAGAAGUGUCAAAACGGAUGUAUGGCAAUGACCCAUGUUGUGAACGAGACCAGCCACGGUUUGUCUCUCCUCGUCGCGUUUAGCUUGACAUUUUAGCGACACAUGAGACCCACUAGCCACAGCUACCGCUCUGUUGGGAUUAUUCGGUACGCUGUUUGACCGCGAGAGUGACUUUAUCUACGGCGAGUGGAUAACUGCUCUGAGAAAACAUGGGGACUCAAGGCACAGGACGGAAAAGAUCUACCAAGAAGGAGAGGUCGACGGCAGAGGAUGAUGCCCUAAAUCUCAUAGCGAGAGAGGCCGAGGCCAGGCUGGCAGCAAAGAGGGCAGCCAGGGCAGAGGCCAGAGAGAUCCGCAUGAAGGAGUUGGAGAGACAACAGAAAGAGAUCUUUCAGGUGCAGAAGAAAUAUUAUGGUUUGAACACCAAAUUCGAUGACCAUCAGGACAGCAGAUGGGGAGAUAUAGAACAAUGGAUGGAGGACAGUGAGAGAUACUCACGUUCUUCACAGAUACAGAUACACAUGCUGUCAGACGACGAUGAGCGGAUGUCAGUGGGAAGCCGGGGAAGUGUCAGGUCGGACCUCGAUGCAGUAGGGGCUUAUGGUGGAGGGGGCUCCUCACAUAAGAAGUCAAAGAAAAAGAAGAAGCAUAAGCACAAAGACAAAGAUAGGAACGGCUAUGAUGAUGAUUACAGUGUCAUAUCCAGCAGGAGCUCAAGACUCAGUGAUGAAAGCAGAGUGUCUCGCUCCUCCAGGCUAGACCUGACGAGCUCCAGACUGAGUGAUGACAGCCGGCUGUCUCGUGCCUCCAGAUUAGACCUGCAGCCGACCUCAUAUGCUUCCUCUGACUUGUACAGCCUCAAUGGUCUGUCCUCCUCAAGAAACCCAGGUUCAACUUUCAAUGGUUACCAGAGCUCCUUAUACGAAGACAGUCUCUGCAGUGGAUCACGGCGAGUCACCGGCUCCAGCUCCCAUCCUUUAGAGUACACUAGUUAUCGCAGUUCCAACUCUAGAGCCUCCAGCAGGGCCGGUUCAGCCCGUGCCAGCCCAGUGGACAACUGCAGCUCUGUUGCCAGUUUUUUGAGGAGCUCGGCCAGUAACAGUGGCCUCCCCCGGGACCUGGACGAUAUUACUAUUCCUGACUUUUCAGAUGUGAGUCGGUUUGCACCCGCGGGAGGCAGAGGCUGUAAUGUGGAGGACAGAGAUUAUCUUGAGAAGGGAUCUCGAGCUGCCUCUGCCUUAACGGCAGCAACCCUCACCUCCUUAGGUGGGACGUCCUCCCGCAGAGGAAGUGGAGAGACAGCUAUAACUGUAGAUGCUGAGACCUCCAUACGAGAAAUCAAGGAGAUUCAUGAACUGAAGGAUCAGAUUCAAGAUGUGGAAACCAAGUACAUGCAGAACCUAAAAGAAGUCAAGGAUGCAUUAGCAGAAGUGGAGGAGAAGUAUCGUAAAGCCAUGGUGUCCAACGCCCAGCUGGAUAAUGAGAAAAACAACUUGAUGUACCAAGUGGACACACUCAAGGAUUCACUCAUGGAGCUGGAGGAACUGCUGUCUGAGUCGCGCCGAGAAUACGAGGAGAAAGUCAAGGAAAAUGAGCGAGAGAAACAUGCUCACAGUGUCCUUCAGUUCCAGUUCAAUGAAAUGAAAGAGACGCUAAAACAAAGUGAAGAGCUGCUAAAUGAUCUCCGUCAGCUGCGUAUGAAACAGGAUGGUUUUGUCAGAGAAAUAUCUGACCUGCAGGAGACUGUGGAGUGGAAGGAUAAAAAAAUUGGGGCCUUAGAGCGACAGAAAGAAUACACAGAUGCAAUCCGAACUGAGCGAGAUGAGCUCAGAGAGGAGGUGGUGAAGCUCAAAGACAUUCUGAAGAAACAUGGAAUAGUAUUGGGACCUGACCUAAACAUAAAUGGGGACAUUGGUGAAGCAGAGGUUGACGGGUCCCCCAGUGGAGACUCUGCCGGCCAACCAGCUCAGGAUUCACAGACCUCCCCAGCAGAGGGGAACAGCAUGCUCGAGAUUCGGCUGAGGAAACUGGUGGAUGAGCGUGAAAAAAUGAUAGAGCAGGUGAAGAAACUUAAAGCCCAGCUGGAGCAGAAGUCACCGAAGAACGGCUCAGAAAGCAGUUCAAGCCCAGAUGGUGAAAUUGUGGAAAAUGGCAACGAUCCCAACAUAAUAGAGUUACAGAGAGAUUCCAACAGGCAAAUCAGUGACUAUAAGUUCAAACUCGUGAAGGCAGAACAAGAAGUCACCGCUUUAGAACAAAACGUGACCAGACUGGAGGGUCAGGUGACACGCUACAAGUCUGCAGCAGAGAACGCAGAGAAAGUGGAGGACGAGCUAAAGGCAGAGAAACGGAAACUGCAGAGAGAGUUGCGGUCAGCGCUGGACAAAAUCGAUGAACUCGAGUCAAACAACAGCCACCUAUCUAAAAGACUGGAGAAGAUGAAGUCUAGUCGCGGCAUGGCACAGACUCCAUAGCACCGACCCUCACACAUCAAAUCCAUUUUCUCUGUAUCCAAACCUGGCUGAUCACACGGAAGCUGAGACAUCCCGCACUCUCUUUGUUUCUCUUUCAUCUGCCUGGUAGCAACAUUAAGAAAAAGAACAAAAAAAAAAAAAAUCAAGAAAGUUAGUUAUUAUAUCCACACAAUAGAGAACACCACCAAGCAAUGUGCCAUUUCUUUGUCUGUUUCUUCUGAGAAUUCUUCAUAGCGUUGUGCACAUACCCAGGAAGUAGGGGGAGUGGAUGUUUGUGUACCUCAUGACUUUGGUUGAACCUCUGCACUGCUCUGCUUUAGGGGAAGGGGGAAUGGGCUGCACAGGAGAGCUCGGGGGACUGAAGAAGACUUCUCUGUUGUCUGAUGUGGCAAGAGACAAAAAUGUUGCACUGCCCUCUUUCUGCUGCCUCACGUCACAUUUCAAGAUAUUUACCUUGCCUUGCUCACAUGGAGGACAGAGAAUUUCAAGAAAAGGCGGUUCAGAGUGCGGUGAACAGUACCAGUGUCCGCGGCCCAAAACUUUAACCCUCAGAGGAUAUGAGUGCUUUGUGUGUGUUGUGAAUGAAAGAGCAAAGUUAAGUGUAUUUUCCUUUUCCGACCUUUGCAUCCAAAGCCAAACUAUUUUUAAAAAUGUAAAUGUCGGACUGUCAGUCCAGUUUGUUUGUGUUAAAACUGAGCGAGAUAAAAAAAAAAAAAAAAAGGUCUCGCUUCAGUUCUUACAGCGCAGUAUAAUCAUCACAGUCAAAAAGUCUUUCAGCUGUAGCUCCUGCGUGUAAGCCAGCAGCCUUACGCAGGUUUACCGAAUGCUGAACAGUUUGACCCACAGUGUGUAGCCGCCCUUCUAAUACACAGUAAUAUCUCCGUGCUUCUUUCUGCUCCAUAUAGUCAGUCACUGGUUGGCUCUCGUGCACACAUUUAAAUGCUGAGACUCGAUGAAGAAAUGUGACUACAGGGACUCAAAGCGGUGUUAGCAGGAGAUACUGAGCACACUGGGGUGAUGCUGCUUCACUGUUUACAAAGCUUUAACAUGUUUGUAAGGAAAACAUAAAGAACUAUAAUGUAAUCUUUGUGCAAUAAAAUGUCAAACCAUA
Lates calcarifer (barramundi perch) is the source of this 3929-nucleotide messenger RNA. It is a transcript of the gene lrrfip1a, whose product is annotated as leucine rich repeat (in FLII) interacting protein 1a. The transcript has 28 exons. Gene Ontology annotation, biological process: regulation of transcription by RNA polymerase II. Gene Ontology annotation, molecular function: DNA-binding transcription factor activity, RNA polymerase II-specific; RNA polymerase II cis-regulatory region sequence-specific DNA binding. The record is from RefSeq and is a predicted model, not a curated record. Bases 554 to 2818 code for a protein of 754 amino acids. Lineage: Eukaryota; Metazoa; Chordata; Actinopteri; Centropomidae.